This is a messenger RNA of Syngnathus acus (greater pipefish), 1649 nucleotides long. It is a transcript of the gene ctsa, whose product is annotated as cathepsin A. The record is from RefSeq and is a predicted model, not a curated record. Gene Ontology annotation, molecular function: serine-type carboxypeptidase activity. The coding region runs from base 64 to 1479 and encodes 471 amino acids. Lineage: Eukaryota; Metazoa; Chordata; Actinopteri; Syngnathiformes; Syngnathidae. Gene Ontology annotation, biological process: proteolysis. The transcript has 14 exons.
CGCGCGUGUGGUCGGGCGGUCAUGUGACCCGGAAGCAGGAGCAGAAGCAACAGAAGAAGUCAGAUGGCGGCAGUGGUGCUGUUGUACUUGCUGUUGGCGAGGAUGAGCGAAGCAGCGCCGACCCACGAUGAGGUAGUCAACCUUCCCGGGCUUCCCAAGCAGCCGGGCUUCCGGCACUUCUCGGGUUACCUCAGUGUGGCGGGCGGCAAGCAUCUGCACUACUGGUUCGUCGAGUCUCAGAACUCUCCGGCGUCCGACCCGGUCGUGCUUUGGCUCAACGGCGGUCCCGGCUGCAGCUCGCUGGACGGGUUGCUGACGGAGCACGGACCCUUCCUGGUGGAGGAUGACGGCGCCACGCUGAGAGAAAACACACAAUCCUGGAACAAGAUCGCCAACAUGCUGUACCUGGAGUCUCCGGCGGGGGUGGGCUUCUCCUACUCUGAUAAUGGCACCUACGCCACCAAUGACACGGAGGUGUCCAUUCUCAACUACUUGGCGCUGAAAGAGUUCUUCCGUCUUUUCCCCGAGCUGAGCACCAACCCGCUUUUCCUGAUGGGAGAAAGCUACGGCGGCAUUUACGUGCCCACGUUGGCCGAGAGAGUCAUGGAGGACGCUGCUCUCAACCUUCAGGGCAUGGCGGUGGGCAAUGGGAUGUCAAGCUACAAGCUGAACGACAACUCGCUGGUGUACUUUGCGUACUACCACGGCCUGCUGGGAAGCCAUCUGUGGAGCCGCCUGCAGGCGUGGUGCUGCCGCCGAGGCAGAUGCGACUUCCAUCAAAAUCCCGACGUCAACUGCUCGGCUGCCCUGGUUGAGGUUCAGGACAUCAUCUACGGCUCGGGGCUCAACAUGUACAACCUCUACGCGCCUUGUCCGGGGGGCGCUGCCCACAGGUUCAGUGCGGAGCGAGGCGAGCUGGUGGUGCGGGACCUGGGCAACGUCUUCAUCCAUCUCGAGUGGACGCAGAUGUGGAAGAAGAAGCUGCGAGGCCUGGCGUCCGGCAAGACACGCGUGCACCUGGAGCCACACUGCACCAACUCCACACCCGCUACUCGCUUCCUCAACGACCCGCAUGUGCGACGCGCCCUGCACAUCAGCCCCAAUGCGCCCGACUGGACCAUCUGCAGUUCCGAGGUGUACCUCAACUAUGGCCGGCUGUAUCUGGACGUCAGCAAGCAAUACCUCAAGCUUCUGGCAGCGCUGAAGUACCGCGUGCUGGUGUACAAUGGCGAUGUGGACAUGGCUUGUAACUUCAUGGGCGACGAGUGGUUCGUGGAGUCCUUGAACCAGGAGGUGCAGGUGAGCCGGCGCCCGUGGCUGUACGAGGAUGAGGACGGUCGUCAGGUGGGCGGCUUCGUCAAAGAGUUCAACAACUUGGCCUUCCUCACUGUCAAGGGUUCGGGUCACAUGGUGCCGACGGACAAACCUGUGGCAGCGUUUGCUGUCUUCUCCAGAUUCGUCAACAAGCAACCUUUCUGAGCAUCAGCCUCGUUCCCAUGGUACUGAGCUAUGCUGUGUGAUUGGCUGCCUGUUACCAUGGUGACUCGCACUGCCCACCUGAUCCCAAGACUUGGGUUCCUGCUGCUGAUUGUUGUUGUUGUUUUUACUUCAAAGGGAAAUCACAAAUAAAAGCUUCAUCUUAAGUGCGA